Messenger RNA from Tarenaya hassleriana, 1904 nucleotides. RefSeq names its product lycopene epsilon cyclase, chloroplastic. Gene Ontology annotation, molecular function: oxidoreductase activity, acting on paired donors, with incorporation or reduction of molecular oxygen. Gene Ontology annotation, biological process: carotenoid biosynthetic process. The record is from RefSeq and is a predicted model, not a curated record. Bases 205 to 1800 code for a protein of 531 amino acids. Lineage: Eukaryota; Viridiplantae; Streptophyta; Magnoliopsida; Brassicales; Cleomaceae. The transcript has 11 exons.
CCUCUCUGCUCUCCAACCCAUUGGAAAAUUGGAACAAUAUUCUCCCGAUCACUCGUGCAAAUGAUUGAACCGAACCCUUCUUUUUCAUGUGGACUUUUGCUUCGAUAUCAAUGGCAUUAGAUCUUUCGUCUUCGCCUUGACGACGAGAAUCUCUGAUAAUUUCAUCUCUUUAAGUUUUUUUUUUUAAAAUUUUUUUGGGGGAAAAUGGAGUGCGUUGGAGCUCGGAACUUCGCGUCAAUGGCGGUUUCCGCUUUUCCGUCGCGGAGGUCUCGAAGAAAGCUCCCUCUGGCUACAAAACAGAGGUUUACGAAUCUUCGGUACAGUUGGUGCAGAGUCAGAGCCGCCGCCGGCGGAGGCGGCGCCGUGGGGAAGAGUUGCGUGGCGGUGAGAGAAGAUUUCGCCGACGAUGAAGAUUACGUGAGGGGCGGUGGUUCGGAGCUUUUGUUCGUCCAAAUGCAGCAGAAAAAGAACAUGGAUGGGCAGUCCAAACUUGCCGAUAAGUUACCUCCAAUAUCGAUUGGUGAUGGGGUUCUAGACCUGGUGGUUAUUGGCUGUGGUCCUGCGGGUCUUGCCUUGGCUGCAGAGUCAGCUAAACUCGGGUUAAGGGUCGGACUCAUCGGACCGGAUCUUCCUUUCACGAACAAUUACGGCGUCUGGGAAGAUGAAUUCAAAGACCUCGGGCUGCAAAAAUGUAUCGAGCAUGUCUGGCGAGACACGAUUGUGUACCUGGACGAUGACAAACCCAUUACGAUUGGCCGUGCUUACGGGCGAGUCAGUCGGGAUCUACUCCAUGAGGAGCUGUUGAGGAGGUGUGUCGAGUCAGGUGUCUCGUAUCUUAGCUCAAAAGUCGAUAGCAUAUUGGAAGGUGCUGAUGGCCACAGCCUCGUUGCCUGCGAACACAACACUAUCGUUCCCUGCAGGCUUGCCACUGUUGCAUCGGGAGCAGCUUCAGGAAAGCUCUUGCAAUAUGAAGUUGGGGGUCCGAGGGUGUCUGUCCAGACAGCAUACGGCGUGGAGGUUGAGGUGGAAAACAAUCCAUACGAUCCAGACCAGAUGGUUUUCAUGGAUUACAGAGAUUACACCAGACAGAAAAUCCGGAGUUUAGAAGCUGAGUAUCCAACGUUCCUAUACGCCAUGUCUAUGUCAAAGACGAGAGUGUUCUUUGAGGAGACAUGCUUGGCCUCAAAAGAGGUCAUGCCUUUCGAUUUGCUCAAGCAGAAGCUCAUGAUAAGAUUAGAGACAAUGGGAGUUCGAAUUCUCAAAAUUUAUGAAGAGGAAUGGUCUUACAUCCCUGUUGGAGGCUCCCUACCAAACACUGAACAGAAGAAUCUCGCCUUUGGUGCAGCCGCGAGCAUGGUACACCCGGCAACAGGCUAUUCGGUAGUAAGAUCACUGUCCGAGGCUCCAAAAUACGCUUCUGUAAUAGCGAGAAUACUUGGAAACAAACCUUCCACCACAAAACACAUCAAUGGCGGAAACAACAGCAAUAUCUCAAUGCAAGCUUGGAAUUCACUGUGGCCAAGAGAAAGGAAGAGGCAGAGAUCGUUCUUCCUGUUCGGGUUAGCUCUCAUACUGGAACUCGACAUAGAAGGCAUCAGGUCGUUCUUCCACACUUUCUUCCGCCUUCCAAACUGGAUGUGGCAGGGAUUCCUGGGGUCGACACUGACAUCAACAGAGCUAAUGAUAUUCGCAUUGUACGUGUUCAUGAUAGCACCGAACGACAUGAGGAAACGCCUCAUCCAUCAUCUCUUCUCCGACCCAACUGGCUCUAUCAUGGUUCGGACCUAUCUCUCUCUCUGAUAUGUCGUUAGGAACAUAACAGUCAUCUGUAAAUCUCCAAAAGUUUCUCAAUACCCGACUUCAAAAUAUUUGCUCUCUUUCAAAUUUGAAUCCGAAUUCGUAAA